Molecule: messenger RNA, 817 nt
Organism: Paramecium pentaurelia
Lineage: Eukaryota; Ciliophora; Oligohymenophorea; Peniculida; Parameciidae
Source: the annotation of a GenBank genome assembly
AUGGACAAUGAAUAGAAUAAUUAUUAGGCAUUCGAUAUUGAGAUUGUAGAUACUGAACAAUAAAAAAUAGAUCAUGCAAGAUUAAGUUUCAUCAGGAAGGUAAGAUAUUGCCUAAUGAGGUAUUUCUAAUAAUCUUAUUUCAAAUUGGAUUUAAUUUCAUUACUACAUUGAUAGCAUAUUCUUAAAAUCCAAUAAUUGAUUACGUAUGCAGCAAACCAUUCUUAUUUUGGAUAUUUAUGGUUGUAUUGAUAUUAGUAAUAUUUUUGCUAAUCAGUUUUUAAAAGUAAGUUUACAUGUAAAUCAAGAUUAGCCAAACAAUAUCCUUAUAAUUAUAUCUGUUAUAGUUGUUUUACACUCUCCAUCUCAUACAUAUUUUUAUAUACUACUCAUCAUUAUCCUACAUACUCAAAUCAGAUCAUUUCAUUCAUAACAUUAUAAAUUGGCAUCAUCAUAUCACUUCUCACCUAUUCCUACUUUGUAACAUCAGAAAUCAAUCUAAAUAAAGGUUUAAUAUACAUUAUUAUCACUAUUGCUCUGUUAUUCAUUUUCUUAUUCUUCUACUUCUAAAUGUCCUUGAAAUAUUUAUUAAUUUUAUCAUUCCUCAACAUCUUAUAUGGAGUGCAUAUUAUAAUAGAUACACUUCUUAUUGUAAAUGGAGAAGUAAGAAAAUUAUAAUUAUAAUUAGAAACAUGAAUUAGAUAUAGAUGACUAUAUUAUUGCAGCCUUAAUGACACAAGUUGACAUUAUUGGAUUCAUUUAAAUACUUUUUCAAAAAUUGAUUUCAUAAAUAUCAAAGAUAUAAAUCAACAGUAACUGA